AUGAGCUCAGAGGACGCCCUCUCCGCCCUGCAGCAAGCAAUCCAAUCCGGCAGUCCCAUCUCGUACUCGUCGUCUUCAUCAGCGCAAGACAUCACCGCUUCCCUCCCCAAUGCGACCCACAUAGUCUUUGGAACGACGACGACGUUCCCCAAAACCGCGCCAACUCGGUAUCGCAAACCGGGGAGCACGACAGACUCGGAUGUGUAUUCGCUGGAGGCGUUGUAUCUUGCGUGGCUUUACAGGGAUGCGCCAGGUGCGGAGUACAUGAAGCAUGCGAGGGAGAAUGGGUUGGGUGUUGGGUUUGUGAGCAUCACGGAGAGGAAGAAGGUUGUAGACUGGUUAGAGGGUAGGGGAGGGGAUGAUGGUCGUAUUAUACCAUUAGGCUCUGCUACGGGAGGAGGGACGCCGCCUGGUACACCCCCGCGCGGCUCGUUUGCUUCAUUAGCGACACCGCAGAAAGCGCGGGCAGCGCCGACUGCUGCAGUCUCGUCGUCUCCUACAAAACGACGUUAUGUUCCUGAUGCUGCGGAUAUGGAGGUGGUCAAGAAGAUCAAGGAGGGCGAAAUUGAGUUGCAAGACCGAACCACGGUCUUGCGGGGGACCAAACCCAACAACUAUUCAAGCGUUCGAACUUCAAUCAUUGAGCGUUUGAAGAAGAUGAAGGAGAGCAGUCGUCCAGGCGCACCCGCCCAACCGACGGCACCACUUGCAGACAGCAAAUCCCGAAAACGAAACUACCCAAUCAUCAUCAUCUCAUCUUCACCAACUUCCCUCAUCACCAUGUACAACGUCAAACGAUUCCUGCAGGAAUCGAUCUUUGAACCCCCGCAAGAUGCGAAAGCGCGCGCUGCUGCUGAAGGAAAUCCUAAACCGGAGGAUAUGAUUCCUUUAUACAGGAAGAAAACGAUUAUUGAGACGAGCGGGAGGGAGAUUGAGACGCAUUCGAGGUACUUUGUUGUUGAUAGUGUGGAGGCGUUGUCCAAGUUCGGUACGGACGCAUGGGACCGAGUCGUCUGUGUUAUGACUACGGGCCAGCAAUGGCAAUUCCGACCCUACAAAUGGAGUGAACCUCGUGUUCUCUUCCAUCAUGUCAAAGGCAUCUACGUCACUUGGUCUAACGAUCCCCCGAAUCCCAAGAUUAAGGAUUGGAAUGUUACCGAGUUGAAGAUUGACCCUCAUAGACGGCACGUCGAUAAAUCGACUGUCGCCAACUUUUGGAAGAUUUUGGACUCGUGGAUACAAGCCAACAAGCCUUGGUUGAUGACCUAGGCGUGUCCUGGGGCAUGCAUGUUUACUUCCGCGCGCGUUGUCCUGGACAGUUAGCACACUUUUGGAGGGUAAGACAGGGUUAGGGGCGGGCGCUUCUGUACGAUAUAGACCAGUGCC
Molecule: messenger RNA, 1386 nt
Organism: Coprinopsis cinerea okayama7#130
Lineage: Eukaryota; Fungi; Basidiomycota; Agaricomycetes; Agaricales; Psathyrellaceae
Product: RNA polymerase II accessory factor
Exons: 7
Coding region: 1-1269 (422 amino acids)
Biological process (GO): transcription elongation by RNA polymerase II; positive regulation of transcription elongation by RNA polymerase II
Cellular component (GO): Cdc73/Paf1 complex
Molecular function (GO): RNA polymerase II complex binding
Source: RefSeq, a predicted model, not a curated record